Messenger RNA from Chanos chanos (milkfish), 1878 nucleotides. Its product is annotated as cytoskeleton-associated protein 2. The coding region runs from base 1 to 1878 and encodes 625 amino acids. Gene Ontology annotation, biological process: negative regulation of microtubule depolymerization. Gene Ontology annotation, cellular component: microtubule cytoskeleton. NCBI's taxonomy places the organism in Eukaryota, Metazoa, Chordata, Actinopteri, Gonorynchiformes, Chanidae. The record is from RefSeq and is a predicted model, not a curated record. The transcript has 6 exons.
AUGGACACUAUAUCAAAAAAGAGUAAUAAAGAAAAUACCAAGCCAGCUACUGGAGCAAGAAAUCAUGUCAGUUCAGUGGUCAACAAGCAGAAAGUGGUGGGCAAGACUGGAGCUUUACGAGCCAAAAAUGAUCUUAAGGAAAAGAAUUUGGGUGGAACAGAGGACACAAUACCAGUAAAGGGCGAGUUGACGGCUGUGAGACCUGCAAGCAAACCAAGUGCAGUAGAUCUUAAAAAGCGUCAUACGCUAAGCCAGCAGUUCCGCUCACAGCAGUCAGUGAGACACCAAAAACUAGUGAUGGAGGUUGUUAAGCCAACUUCUGCCGUGCCCCCUAAAACCCUCCCUGGCACCUACAAGGGAAGAGUUGUGCAGUCAAAAGUGGACUGUUUCAGGAAACCCGGUGACGGUGAGAAGGAGGUGCAAAAGAAAGCCGCUGUUAAACCAAAUGUACCUAAACCUCCAUCUCAAAAGCUGGGGACUCUGUCAAAAAUGAGGUCUAAGUCUGUAACUUCAGUGUCUGGGCCAGCUCAACACAAACCCUACCCAAGACCCAAGGCCGCCUCAGACGCUCAACUCCACAUCCCGGACAAAUCGGUUCAGAAACCAAUAACUCAAAGGCUGAGAGGUCCCAAAGUUCCAGCCACCACCCGCCCAGCCGCUGCUCUACGCUCCGCUCCCCCAUCCUCCAGGCCAGCUCCGGCACCCAUGCCACGCCCAGUCUCCAGCAAGUCCACCACUGUGGUGAAGGGGAAGGAACCACUGCUAAGUACCAAAUCUAAAGCCCCGGUGGCCGCAAGUGAGAGGAGAGUUCAAAAACCGGUCACAAGUACCCUUAGCCAAUAUAGGGUCUCCAUGGAGACAGCUGAGGAGAGAAGAGCAAAGCUUGCAGAAUGGUUGGCAACCAAGGGGAGGACAUUGAAGAGACCACCAAUUGCAGUUACAUUGGCUCCCCAAACACGUCAGCCAGAAGUACAGCCUAAAAUUCACCCUGAACCCAAAUGUCUGCAGCCUCAACCUCCAGUAGAGUCUGAAGCCGAAAAUCCAAACCCCCAGACAAAAGCAGACAUUCAGACAGAAAAUGCCCAGGUCCCUGAGCAUGAACCAGCUCACAGCCCAAGCCAUAUAAUGAAUACAACACUAGACCUGAUGGACAACUCUGAUUUGGAUCUUCCAGUUGAUCCUGAAGUCAGGAUGGAAGGGUUGGUACGUAACCUAUGUGAUGCUUUGGAGGCCAUGGAGACUCCAUCUGCUUGCAGAAGUGACCCUGAGACAAGUGAAGACGAUGGGAAUGUGGUUCUAGAAGAUUCAUUUCAUAUGCCUGUUAAGAUGGAAGAGCAAGUGAAAGAGGAGGAAACGACAAAAGAGUUUGAGAUAUUGACCGAAGAAGAGUUAGAAGGAAAGAGUGACUCAGAAAGCGAUGCUUCAGACGACAGAGAUGUUGCCAUUAAAAGUGAAGAUGAGAGCUUGAAGAAGGAAGAUCAAAAGUCAGAUGAAAAUGAACCCGAGAGCGAUGAAGAUGAGCUGAACAUCACACCUCCAGAAACAGAGGGAGCAUCAAUGGUGAAAUACAGUAUAAAGACAACUCCUUUUCUACAAAGCGUGAAGAAGAGGAUCGAGGACGAGGUUGCUCCAGCAAGCGGCUCAAGGCGCAAGAGUGCAAUCAAGGACCUGAAAUUCCUGACUCCCGUGAGACGAUCCUGCCGAAUCCAGCGCAAGUCCUCACGUCUGCCAGGAAUGCUGAAUGACCACGACCCUUGCGUGUCCUCUCUGGCUGAACUGGUCCAUCUGGAUGAUUCUGCCAAUGCCUAUAUCUACAGAAAGAACCCUGCUCUUCUGGAUGAGCUCCCUGACCAUGCAGGAGCAUUAGAGAGGUUAUGA